Gasterosteus aculeatus aculeatus (three-spined stickleback) is the source of this 2693-nucleotide messenger RNA. It is a transcript of the gene sbk3, whose product is annotated as SH3 domain binding kinase family, member 3. NCBI's taxonomy places the organism in Eukaryota, Metazoa, Chordata, Actinopteri, Perciformes, Gasterosteidae. Gene Ontology annotation, molecular function: protein serine/threonine kinase activity; ATP binding. The record is from RefSeq and is a predicted model, not a curated record. Gene Ontology annotation, biological process: protein phosphorylation.
AUAAAAGUACCAAGCUUAACUCGAUCCAGUAAUCCCGGUAACAUCGAGGGCUCACAGUCGCAGCCUUUUGGCCUAUUCCAAACGUUCCAGCAUACCUGUUGAUUAAAUUAAAGAUCCUACACUCUGUGGGGAAUUCUUGACUUACACUGGCCGAGAGGGUGAGAAAGAGGGAGACAUGGAAAGAGGAGGAGGAGGGUGUAUUUGGAUAUGCAGAAAGUGAGUGACAGGCGAGGAGGGAGGAGGAAGAAUAGCCAUGGGUUAGCAGAGAGGCAGAGGAUUGAAAUGCCUUGUAGUUCACGCUCGUUUGCAUAACAGGAGAGCAGCCGAGAUAGAGGGAGCUGGCACAUGGCAAGCAAAAGAGAGGGAGGGGGGUCCAGUUGGUGCGUCUCACGAGGGAGAAGCACACAGUCAAUAUCCAGCUCUCCUGCAGACAUCCAUGCGCCUCCUCUAUUAAGCGGCUGUGCUCCUGAAAGGACCCACGAAGCAAAAGGGGAAAAGAUCAGCUUCAAUUCAAGUCGAGCUUCGGCACAGAACCGCUCAGCACGUUGCAGUGGCAGCACAUUGUCAGUUCAAGUCCUCGGAUGCCGAAAAGAGUCCAGAAAAAGAAAACAUAUCAACCAACUGAUCAGAAAAUGACAGCUGCAGCAGCUCAGGAACUCGACGAGCGAUGUUUUCUGUCGGCGCAGUCCAUGCCCAAUCUGAAGGUAUCCGAUCACUUCCAGGUGGUGAAGCUCCUGGGAGAGGGUUCCUACGGAAAGGUCAUGUUAGCUGUACACAGAAAGAGAGGAACCCCGAUGGCUCUGAAGUUCUUCCCUCGUCAGUCCACCUCGCUCACCUCUUUCCUGCGUGAAUACAAUCUCUCACUUUCCUACUGCACCCAUCCUUCUCUGACAAGGGCCAUUGGCAUCUUCUUUUCCACGCCGUCCUACUACGUCUUUGCCCAGCAAGCCGGUCUAUAUGGUGACCUCUACAGCGUAAUUGUGUCAGAGGUCGGCGUGGACGAAGAGUGCGUCCAGAGGCUGGCGUCCCAGCUUAGCGGUGCCGUCACACAUCUCCACUCCCUGGGCUUCGUCCACCGCGACAUCAAACCGGAGAACAUCUUCCUGUGUGACAGUUCCUGUCGUUGGGUCAAACUGGGGGACUUUGGCCUCUCCCGGGCCAUCGGCUCCACUGUUCGUGCCGUCUGGUACGAGUCUCCCUUUUGCACUCCCGAGGUGGAACCUGUCAAGGUUGCUCAGAGGGAGAAGGAGUGGGAUGGGGCCGAGGAGGAGACAGAGGACAUCUGGAUAACGGUGGAGCCAUGUAUUGACAGCUGGGCCCUCGGUGUGCUCGUCUAUUGCCUCUUAACCAGCUGCUUCCCCUGGGAGGAGAGCACCAACGACGACCGCGGCUAUCGGAGAUUCAAGGAGUGGUUUGACCGAGAAGCUGAAAAGGAGGAGAAGAUGAAGGAUGGUGAGUGGAGGGGUGAGGAGAAAAUAGACAGUUACACGAUCAUGAAGGAGAACCAAAGGGAUAACCCUCCUCCCUCACAGUUUGAGGGCCUUAGCCCGCUGGUGAUGACUCUUUUAAAGGAGCUGCUCCAUCCUGAGCCCAAACACAGAGGGAGCCCCGAGGAGAUCCUGAGCUACCUGGGAGGGCCAUGGCUGAUUGAGACCGAGAUCGAGGAGAAGAGGAAGGCCGACGAGGCAGAGAAGGAGGCCAGAAAAAUAAGAGAGGGAGGAGGUGUAGAAGAAGAGCUGGUGAGGGAAGGAAGAGGGGAGAGAUAGAUUUGUUCAUGGGUAAAUAUUUAAAUGCAGCACAAAGAUAUAUUCUACAAGGUGGAAUAUUUUCAUAUCUUUUGGUUACGCUCGGGCAAGUUAACAUGUUUCAUAACGCGUUAACUAACUCUGACAAUAAUUUUAUAGAGCAUUAACGCAGUUUUAAGUCCGUUGCUCAUGUUGAUGUUGAUCAGAAUCACGCGUCUCAACAAAUGAGAGCAUUUGGGGGCGGGCCUAAGACUGAUGCUGCACUCACCUGAACCAAACGAAAAGAACCGGCGGGGACAGAGAAAUGGAGAACGGUACCGAAGUCUUUCAUGGACGGUUUCCUUUAAUUGGUCUCCCAGAUGGAGAGUUGACAGAACCGAAAGUUAUUUUUAACCUGCAUCACAAAAGGCGGGUUUCUUUUUCCAUUUUUUGGACUGAGAUUCACCAUAGGAAGAGUUGGUACGUCUGAGAGCAGUACGUCUGCCCAGACUAAAAAGUCCCCCACACAGUGAAUCGCAGCUGUGUACUUCACCUGCCUCUAACAGGGACACCUGCUGCUGAACAUCAGAGUUUAUGCUGCUCCCCAAUCAAAGAAACAUGUUCAUGCUGCUACCUGUUCAGGUUCAUACAUGUUAACUUGCCUGUCAUACUGUUAUGGUUGGGGCUCUGCACUCGGAGGGUAACUUGUUUUUCUACAGCAAACUAGAUAAAAAGUUAAUGCCCUGGCAGUGGCAAAUAGCUCGAGUUUGAUAUUUCAUUUGAUUACAUUGAUGUUUAAGUUGAGACGAGAAAUAUUAGAAUCGCUGCUGUAAAAAGGGAAUGCUGCUGUUAAAAAGCACCUUAUUUGUGGUUAGGUUUUUUCACUUUUGUUAAUAUUGUAGGAUAUUAGAAACAAAUUGACGAUUCGGUUCAUAAAAUUAAUAAAAAUGCAUAUAGUGUACACCAGAA